UGCAAUAAAGAAGUAUUUAUUCAUGUACGUUCUCGGAGAAAGCGAUAACAAUAAAAAGAGCAAAGCCUGGUCAUUGGAUGACUGCAAUCGGGCAAUUGAUUCGGUCCGAUGGUCAACAUGUAAAAACAAAUUUUCACUUUGUUCUCAAUUGGUAAACCCGAUGAUAGAAAUGCACCACAUCUAUGAAUGAAAGCCAGAGCUCUCUGUUGUAAAAAAGGAUGCAAAGCCAGUCAAUACUGCCAAUUGUCACUAAACUGCACGAGACACAAUGGCACCGAAACAUGAAUCCGAAAAACCAAGAAUUGGCGUCCAAACGACUGCCUUCGUGACGGGAUCGUUUCUAUCAGGUGCCAUGAUGAGUCUGUCGGUAAUCGCAGUUCCGGUCCUCCUCGACACAAAUCUCACUGACUCUGGACACACGGUUCACCAAUGGGCUCGUCUCUACCACUACGGACAUAUCUAUAUGCCUGCACUCGCUGUCGCAACGACCGGGUUGUAUAUAUACACUGCAAUGCGCAAGUGGGCAGCACGGGAACACAAUAGGUUGCUCAUAUAUGCUGCCGCGGGAGUUUCGACCAUUGCAAUUGUUCCUUUUACUUGGGUUUUGAUGGACCCAACUAAUUAUAUAUUAUUUGGACUGGACGAACUUCCAAAGGGAUCAACACAGAUGAUGGACGAACCCACUGUCCGAAAGCUACUCAUGAAAUGGGCCUGGUUGCAUGUUGUCCGGUCACUGCUUCCCUUGGCUGGCUCGAUUCUGGGAUUGGUUGGCGUCUUGCAGGAGCGCAUUUGGUAGAAAUAAAAAAC
This is a messenger RNA of Talaromyces proteolyticus, 807 nucleotides long. RefSeq lists its product as uncharacterized. The transcript has 2 exons. The record is from RefSeq and is a predicted model, not a curated record. Lineage: Eukaryota; Fungi; Ascomycota; Eurotiomycetes; Eurotiales; Trichocomaceae. Bases 269 to 796 code for a protein of 175 amino acids.